Molecule: messenger RNA, 3066 nt
Organism: Ustilaginoidea virens
Lineage: Eukaryota; Fungi; Ascomycota; Sordariomycetes; Hypocreales; Clavicipitaceae
Exons: 3
Coding region: 1-3066 (1021 amino acids)
Biological process (GO): intracellular calcium ion homeostasis; calcium ion transmembrane transport
Cellular component (GO): plasma membrane
Molecular function (GO): ATP binding; P-type calcium transporter activity; ATP hydrolysis activity
Source: RefSeq, a predicted model, not a curated record
AUGGGAGAACCUCUUGUUGUCAGUACGAAUGGUGCAGAACACGUCAACUCCUCUUCGGACUCGUCGACCCCUGCCGGUCCUGACGACCAACCACCUAUAGAGGAGCCUCCCGAUACAUGCCACAGUGAAAAGUCCAAUCGCCAUCACACGCAUUCUGCCCGCAGCGUCGCGCAGCAGCUGUCCUCCGACAUUGAUCAUGGACUGAGCGGCCAAGAGGCGGCCCACCGGCUCGCCCGGGAUGGUCCCAAUGCUAUCAAAGGCGCCAAAGGUCUCUCUGCUUGGGAGAUGUUCAUGCAGCAAGUUGCCAAUGCACUGACUGUUGUCCUCGUCGCUGUAGCCGCCAUAUCGUUUACGAUUGGUGACUUUACCGAGGGAAGCGUCGUUGUGGCCGUAAUCGUGCUCAAUAUUACUGUUGGUUUGAUCCAAGACUACCGCGCAGAGAAAACUAUUCAGUCUCUGUAUGCGCUGUCGACACCCAAAUGCAAAGUGAUCCGGGACGGCCGCAGUGGCACCGUCAAGGCCGAGACGCUCGUCAAAGGCGACCUGGUUUCUCUUGCCACGGGAGACGUAGUACCCGCAGACCUGCGUCUUGUUCGGAGUAUCAACCUGACAACUGACGAGGCACACCUGACUGGCGAAUCCGUAGCCAUUAGUAAAGAUGCGGACACGGUCUUUACGAAUCCGGACAUGCCAGUUGGCGACCGCAUCAACCUCGCCUUUAGCGGCAGCUCUGUGACUCGUGGCCGCGCUACCGGAAUUGUCAUAUCGACGGGAAUGGAAACCGAAGUUGGUCAAAUAGCCAAACUUUUGCGACAGAAGAAGAAGGAGGUCAAGGGCAGCAACCCUGCGACCAGAGCACUCUAUGCCUCCUACCAAGCUGUCCGUAGUGUUCUAGGUCUCGAAGGUACUCCCUUGCAAGCGACUCUUAGCAAGUUUGCCUUUCUCCUGUUUGGUCUGGCCAUUAUUCUUGCCGUCAUCGUCUUCUCCGUAAGCCUGUGGGACGUCAACGAUGACGUUCUUCUCUAUGGCAUCUGUGUUGGCGUUGCGGUCAUUCCUGAAUCGUUGCUAGCUGUCCUGACUGUGACCAUGGCUGUUGCCACCAAAGCCAUGGUCAAGGGCCACGUCAUUGUCCGACAAAUGCCAUCGCUUGAAGCAGUAGGCGGAGUCACAGACAUCUGCUCCGACAAGACCGGAACGCUCACCCAAGGGCGCAUGAUUACGCGCAAAGUUUGGCUCCGUGACGGGCUUGUUGGCGCCGUCCAUGGCGCGGCAGAUCCUUACGAUCCGAGCAGUGGAACGGUUUCCUGGUCCGGCUCGCUUGUUGGAGCCUGCCUCGAUGCUUUCCUCACCACCAUCGUCUUGUGCAACAAUGCCACGAUUUCCGAUAGCAAGAAAGAGCCCGAGACGGAUACCAGCAGCGUCACAACAGCUUUCGAACCCGCGGAAUGGAAAGCCAUGGGGGAACCGACUGAAAUCGCGCUCAAAGUGUUUGCAAUGCGAUUUGGUAAAAGCACUGGACGCGGUCCCCUUAUUGCGGAACUUCCGUUUGACUCUUCCUGCAAGCUGAUGAGCGUAGUUUACGGAAAUGAUCUGAGCAAGGAACGCCACGUCUACACGAAAGGCGCGGUCGAGGCGCUUCUGCCAAAGCUGAAGGAGGAUGACCAACUCAAGAACGCCAUUUUAGCCAAAGCAGAUGCGCUUGCUAGCGAAGGGCUUCGAGUCCUAUGCAUCGCCGAUAAAACCAUGUCGGGAGAGGCGGACGAUUUCCAAGACCGGGCCAACGUGGAGCGCGACCUUCGCUUCCUCGGAUUGGCUGGGCUCUACGAUCCGCCUAGACCUGAAACCGCUGGCGCGGUAAAGCAAUGCCAGGAAGCCGGUAUAACGGUUCACAUGGUAACUGGCGAUCACAUCAAGACUGCCACAGCCAUCGCUUACGAGGUUGGCAUCAUAUCCCGGAAUAUGCCGCUCUCACCUACCAUGGUCAUGUCAGCCGCAGACUUCGAAAACCUCACUGACGACCAGGUUGAUGCGCUCCACGCUCUGCCCCUGGUUAUUGCUAGGUGCAGCCCGCUGACCAAGGUCCGAGUUAUCAAAGCUCUUCAUCGGCGGAAGGCUUUCUGUAUCAUGACGGGCGACGGCGUCAACGACUCACCGGCUCUGAAGCAGGCUGAUGUUGGCAUAGCAAUGGGUGAUCGUGGAAGCGAUGUUGCCAAGGAGGCAUCUGACAUGGUUCUUACUGAUGACAACUUUGCUUCCAUUGUUACUGGUAUUAAAGAAGGCCGAAGACUGUCUGACAAUAUUCAAAAGUUUCUCUUGCAUCUCCUCACUUCAAAUUUGGCCCAGGUCAUACUACUCCUCAUUGGUCUAGCGUUUAAAGACCGGGAAAAAGUGCCCGUGUUCCCGCUUUCGCCGCUAGAAAUACUAUGGGCAAAUCUUGUGACGUCUUCCCCGUUGGCGCUGGGCCUCGGCCUUGAGGAAGCGCAACCCAAUAUUCUUCAGCGGCCGCCUCGAAGCUUGUCAUCAGGAGUCUUCACCUUGGACCUGGUUCGUGAUCAGAUGAUGUACGGAACUUUCAUGGGCUCUCUCUGCCUGGCAGCGUUCAUGCUGGUUGCGUAUGCGUCUUUGGACAAGGGUUUCCAUGAUUUGCCGGCUGGGUGCAAUGACGGCGUUGGCAAGGACUGUUUACCCGUGUUUCGGGCGAGAGCGACGACGUUUGCAACGCUAAGCUUCUUGCUUCUAGUCACAGCCUGGGAGGUGAAGCACUUUCAUCACAGUCUAUUUUCCAUGGACAAGCGUUGGUCUGGCCCGUUUUCGGUGUUGAAGACGGUGUACCACAACUCGGUCUUGUUUUGGUCGGUUGUGGCUGGGUUUCUGGUGACGUUUCCAGUCAUUUACAUACCCAAUGUCAACACGUCCGUCUUCAAGCACAGCGGUCUGACGUGGGAGUGGGCUGUCGUCGCAGGCUGCGUGGCAACGUACGUUGGACUCGUGGAGUCUUGGAAGGCAGUCAAGAGACGGUUUGGCCUAGGCGUUGGCAAGCUGUCAGUGGAUCGCGGACAAGCGUAG